CCAAAGAUCAGCAUGAGCAUGCGUUUGGGUAGUGGGUCCCUCUGGUAUAAAAACAAUCAGCUGUGACACCGAUAGCAACGGUCCAUUUUCUAGCUCACAUUAUUACGCUGAGGUUUUGACUUGAGGCUGUUUUAGAGAUGAUUAAUGCCGUCAUGGAUACCCUUCAAGGUUUUGGUGUUACCACCACCCAAUACCUUCAAACAAAUUAUAAGGAUGCCCAGAGUCUAUUUAUCUGGGUGUCAUGGGCAGCAGACCUCAGGAACACCUUCUUUAUCUUCUUCCCGCUGUUCUUUCACCUGCGGGCAUCGGUGGGCAUUAAGCUAAUCUGGGUGGCUGUGAUUGGAGACUGGCUAAAUUUAGUCUUCAAAUGGAUUCUGUUUGGAGAAAGGCCUUACUGGUGGGUCCACGAGACUUCUCACUAUGCAGAUGAUGUUCGUCCUUACAUUGAACAGUACCCUAUGACCUGUGAGACUGGGCCAGGCAGCCCUUCUGGCCAUGCUAUGGGAGCUGCAGGCAUCUACUACACUCUGGUGACCUCCAUCCUCGCUGUCAUGGCCACUGAGAGGAAACGCGGGAAUAACAAGUACACCAGGAAGAACUGGUAUUUAAAGACGAUUCUCUGGAUGGUCUUCUGGGGAGUCCAGGUGUGUGUGUGUCUCUCCAGGGUCUUCAUUGCUGCCCAUUUUCCUCACCAGGUUGUUGCUGGUGUCAUCACAGGUAUAAUUGUUGCUGAGGCCUUCAACAGAACUGAGUGGAUCUACAGCGCCAGCAUGAAGAAGUACUUCUACACGACUCUCUUCUUGACCUCCUUCGCUUUUGUUUUCUACCUCCUACUCAAGACUCUGGGUGUGGACCUGCUGUGGACCCUGGAGAAGGCACAGAGGUGGUGUGCGAGGGCUGAGUGGGUCCACUUGGACAGCACACCCUUUGCCAGCCUCCUUCGUAAUAUGGGCACUCUGUUUGGCUUGGGCUUGGGCCUCCACUCACCGCUCUACACCGAGACCAAGAAGAGCAGCAGCACGCGGGUCAGAGCCGCCUGUGUCAUCAGCUCUCUAGUCCUUCUGCACCUUUUUGACUCCUUCAAGCCUCCCACGCACAACGCAGCCCUCUACUACCUGCUGUCCUUCUGCAAGAGCGCCACCGUGCCACUGGUCACAGUCACCCUCAUCCCGUACUGCAUCAACAGUGUGCACAACAAAAAGCAAUCAUGAGCAGCAGCGUGCACGCUCACAGCAGCAAAGACACUGGUAGCGAUUUCUUUCCUCUGGUGCUUUUCGGUUUUUCUGAUCAUCAGGAAAAUGCAGGGAGAACAAAGGAAAAUUAUUAGUAUUAUUAGUAUUAUUUGGACAUGGAACUGUGCAAAACGAGGUAAAAGCACGAUCCAGGACUCACGGUGGCGCUUACACGUUUAGAAUCUAGUAAAUUAUUAUCAUUAUAAUAGUUCAAAAGAUCAAUAGAGCAGGUGAAUGACUGUGUGUUGCUGUUAUGAAAAGCCUCACUGCAAAGACAAGAACCGACUCUCUAAGGAAUCUGAACUGUUAUACCUGUGUGCUCUUAAAAUAUUUGUUCAUAAAAUAUUUUUCAAACUACAGAAUAUUUUUUAAUAAAGAAUAACUUAAACAUA
This is a messenger RNA of Thalassophryne amazonica, 1624 nucleotides long. RefSeq names its product glucose-6-phosphatase a, catalytic subunit, tandem duplicate 2 (gene g6pca.2). The record is from RefSeq and is a predicted model, not a curated record. Gene Ontology annotation, molecular function: glucose-6-phosphatase activity. The coding region runs from base 138 to 1211 and encodes 357 amino acids. Gene Ontology annotation, cellular component: membrane. The transcript has 5 exons. Lineage: Eukaryota; Metazoa; Chordata; Actinopteri; Batrachoidiformes; Batrachoididae. Gene Ontology annotation, biological process: glucose 6-phosphate metabolic process; gluconeogenesis.